UGCGUCUCAAACUUGAAGCCUAAUUCUUUUAGUUUUACUUCAGACUGAUUGAAAAAUAUCUCCAGAUAAAAUGUAUCUACAAGUCAAAUUUAUUCUAGUUUUUCUCUUAUCAUCCUAUAUUAUUGCUUCAGAACUCGAAUCAGUGAGAAUUCACGUCGGCCUGGAUGCAAAUUCAGCUCAAACAUUCAAGAAAGUUCAAAAUUCCACCCAUUCUGGCAAAAAGUUGGAAUCUUUGCAGGUGAUUCUGAGUGGGAACGCCACAAUUUCAAGCGAAAACAAGACAUUCAAAGUGGGUUUUUUCUCCUUGAAUGACGAAUUUUGGUAUUUCGGGAUUUGGUAUGCUUCAAUCCCGAUUCCCGCGUAUAUCUGGGUUGCAAACCGCGAAAAUCCCAUCAAGAACUUACCGUUAGCAGCUGCGGAGAUCACUGGCGACGGUAAGUUGGCCGUAGUAGACCAAGAUUCAAGGAACAUCGUGUGGGAAUCGAACAAUGUCGAAGAAGGAAGUGAUUUGAGGCUGUUAGAGCAAGGGGAUUUGCUGCUGUUGAGCAGCGACGGCCGGAUUGUGUGGCGGAGCUUCGAUUUUCCGACGGACACGUGGCUUCCCGGUAUGAAUUUGACGGCGGAGCGGCAGCUGACUGCUUGGAGGAGCUCAGUUGAUCCUGCUCCGGGCAGGUAUUCUCUGCGGCUGAAUCCACCUUAUUAUGGUGAACUUGCACUUGUUUAUAGUAGUAAUAAUAAUGAUAUUAGUGUUGGUAUGAACAAUCCUUUUACGUAUUGGACUACUGGAAAUUGGAGUGGAAAUGCAUUUGCUGGUGUGCCUCAAAUGACGAUUCCAUACAUAUAUAAGUUUAACUUCGUAGACCCUUUUACUCCAAUGGCGACAUUCGGGUACACGGAGGUGCCCUUGGAGAGUGGGCUUCCGUUGACGAGGUUCGUCCUUGAUCAUAUGGGGCAGCUGAAGCAGUUUACAUGGUCCCAACAGAGUCAAGUGUGGAACACGUUUUGGUCUCAGCCUGAUAAUAUCUGUAGAGUUUAUGCAUUGUGUGGGAAUUUGGGGCAGUGUAAUGGAAACCCUUUGAGUCCUUGUCAAUGCUUUAAUGGUUUUAGGCCGUUGAGUAGUGUUUCUUGGGGUAAGGAUGAUUUUGCGGGGGGUUGUUUGCGGGAAGAUGAUGCUAGUUGUAGUGGGAAUGAUGAGUUUAAGGAGGUUGGAGGUGUGACCUAUGACAGGACAAUGGUUGUGUCGUUCAGUGGGAGAAGGAGUGAGUGUGAGAGUGCGUGCUUGAAGAAUUGUUCUUGCGUAGGUUUGUAUCAUAAUUCAGAUAGUAACUCGUGCAAGAAUUUGUAUGGUUCGCUUCUGAACUUGCGUAAUUAUACUUCUGAUAAUACAAUGAAGGAUAACGUGUAUGUGAGGGUGGAGUUCAGAGGCGGUGGGAAGAAGAGCAAGGAGACGGCUCUUUUGAUUGGAAUUAUAUGUGGGAUUCUUGUGAUUUUGAGUGUGGGAACCGCACACUUGUACUUGAGAAGGAGAAAGACUAUGAGAAGGAAGGGAGAAGAUGACAGUGGGUUUCAAGUUUCGAAUCUAAGGGUGUUCUCCUAUAAAGAGCUUCAUGCUGCAACUAGGGGUUUCUCGGUGAAGCUAGGUCAUGGAGGGUUCGGAGCAGUUUUUCAAGGUGUGCUGUCGAAUACUGCUGCCGUGGCUGUGAAGAGGUUAGAAAGGCCUGGUGGCGGUGAGAAGGAAUUCAGAGCAGAAGUGUGCACUAUAGGGAACAUUCAGCAUGUUAAUUUGGUGAGGCUAAGAGGAUUUUGUUCUGAAAACUCUCAUCGUCUCUUGGUUUACGACUAUAUGCCAAACGGACCACUUAGCAUGUACCUGAAACACACUAGUCAGAGUCUGAGUUGGGAUGUAAGGUUUAGGAUUGCUGUUGGGACAGCAAGAGGUAUUGCUUAUUUACAUGAAGGGUGUCGAAACUGCAUCAUACAUUGUGAUAUAAAGCCUGAGAACAUCCUAUUAGAUGAAAAUUUCUCAGCUAAGGUGUCGGAUUUUGGGUUGGCUAAGUUGAUUGGCAGAGACUUUAGCAGGGUUCUGGCAACCAUGCGAGGUACAUGGGGGUAUGUUGCACCAGAGUGGAUCUCUGGUGUUGCAAUCACAUCGAAAGCUGAUGUGUAUAGCUAUGGAAUGACAUUAUUAGAGUUGAUAGGUGGCAGGCGCAACGUGGAGGGGCCACCAGGCGGAGAGAAUGAGAAAGAGAAGUGGUUUUUCCCUCCCUGGGCGGCACGCCAGAUUAUUGAAGGAAAUGUUGCAGCAGUCGUUGAUAAGAGGCUUUCCCAUGUGUAUAGCGAGGCAGAGGCAAUGCGUCUUGGCUUAGUUGCCGUUUGGUGCAUACAGGAUGAUGAAUCUACUAGACCUUCGAUGGGGAUGGUAGUGAAAAUGCUGGAAGGUGUGGUGGAGGUGACCGUUCCACCGCCUCCAAAGCUGCUGCAAGCAUUAGUAUCCGGUGAGUCCUUUCAAGGCGUCCUGCCUGAUUCCAGAAGAAGGGUUCCACAGCAGGAUGCUGGCAGUUUUGAUGCUAACACCUCGAUCUCCAUGGACUCGAAAGAUUCCAAAUCGUCCCAAUAAUUUCUCCUUUUUGUGUUAGCAUAGGUUGAGAAUCAACCUACUGAUAACAAUUUGAAGAUGUGCUUAUCAAGGUUCAUUGCUUCACUAGGGCUUAUCCAUUUAUGCUUGAAAGACUCGAUUGUUCUUUCAAUGGUGAAGCAGGGCCGACCCUUUACCACUGGUGUCACAUAGGAUGAACUACAAUCUUCAAGAAGCUGGUGAGACAUGCUGUGAACAUGACGAUGACAACGAUAACUACCGGCAGAUGGAGAGAUGUUAGACUAGUAUUUUGACAAGAAAUAUCAUACCGGAGUAAAAAUAUCAAAGAUAUUUGGGUUACGGAAAAUGCUGGAGGAGUAGCAUUGAACAGGAAUGGCUCACCCUCUUCAAUAUCAACAUCGUCAUGAAAAUGGACUGCAAGCUUGGUUUCAAUAGAAAUCAAGAGACCGUUGUCUGAUUUUCUGAAACUCUCUCUUCUGCCGUCGUGCUUUGCUUGGAGAUCAGGUACUUCAUUCGAGGAUCCUGUGCUGGCAUCAGAUCCCUUUCCAUUUGGGUUGUUUUGCAUAACAGGUUUCCCAUCCUUUUCACCAACAGCAAGCCGAUUAAGAAAGCAGUAGGCGAUUUGUCCAUGUUACUCAACUUCACUCAGUCAGUCAUCAGGAGUUGCCAUUGGAGGAGGAGGGCAAGAUCUGGUUGCUUUCAUUAAUCUCACUUGUUACGACGUUAUAGGUUGCACACAGACGUAAAGAACUAUCGAACUUCAUGCUAGUGCUUGAAGAGAUAAUUAAGAUCCAUCAAUUCAAUAUGUUAGUUGUUCGGAUGUUACUCUUCAUUUUCAUAUCCAAGAAGAGCAAAAAAGCCAAAAGGUUUUGGAGGAAUAGGUUUUCAUUGCUUGAGCGCAUUCCGGCCAAUGUUUGCCACAUCAACAGAUUAGUUGGUCUAACUGAUUGGUCGUGCAUAGAUAUUCUACGCAUGGAUAGAAACACAUUCGGUCGACUAUGUCGUUUAUUGAAGGACCACUGCGGUCUUGUGGCUAAAAAGUUUGUCACCGUUGAAGAACAAGUAGCGAUGUUCUUAGCUGUAUUGUCUCACCAUCAGAAAACUCGGGUGGUUGGUUUCAGCUUCACUCGGUCAUCACAGACCGUUUCUCGCUACAUGCACGUUGUUUUAUAUGCUGUACUAAAGCUCCAUGAGGUUUUGCUGGUGAAACCUGAACCCGUUGAUGAAAAUUGCACCGACGCACGGUGGAAGUGGUUUAAGGGUUGUCUUGGAGCAUUGGACGGAACAUACAUCAACGUUCGUGUUCCGGCAACAGAUCUUCCACGAUAUCUGCAGAGGACUCGAGAAUUUUGAGAGAUGCACUUAGUUGGCCACAUGGUCUCAAAGUACCAAAAGGUCAAUACUAUUUGUGCGACAAUGGGUACGCGAAUAGUGAUGGCUUUAUGACGCCUUACAAAGGAGUGAGAUACCAUUUGAAAGAAUGGGGCCCCGCUUGUGAAGCCCCUCAGACACCCGCGGAAUUGUUCAACAUGCGCCAUACCAAAGCGAGGAACAUCAUUGGGCGAGCCUUUGCUGUGAUGAAAAUGCGUUGGGGAAUUCUACGCAGUGCAAGCUUUUAUCCGAUAGAUGUGCAAACAAGCCUUAUCAUUGCUUGUUUUUUGCUCCACAAUUUCAUAUGUGGGCAAAUGGAGGUGGAUCCUCUUGAGGUGCAGAUUGAUAGUCAAAGAGAUGAUGGGAGUCAAUCUGAUGCUGAUGAUGAUGGAGUGGCUUUCAUAUAGAGCAUUGAACCUACCACCGCAUGGUCUAAGAAGAGAGACGACUUAGCAGCUGAAAUGUGGCUUGAUUUCAAUACGUAGUUUGUUGGUAACACUGUACUUGUUUGGAGCUUGUAUUAUUUUGGAUUAUCAUAAGUUGUGACUUUUUUUUUAUCUAAAUGUGAAACUUAAUCCCAUUUUCUCACUA
Molecule: messenger RNA, 4558 nt
Organism: Salvia splendens (bonfire salvia)
Lineage: Eukaryota; Viridiplantae; Streptophyta; Magnoliopsida; Lamiales; Lamiaceae
Product: G-type lectin S-receptor-like serine/threonine-protein kinase SD2-2
Exons: 7
Coding region: 71-2617 (848 amino acids)
Biological process (GO): protein phosphorylation; recognition of pollen
Molecular function (GO): protein serine/threonine kinase activity; ATP binding
Source: RefSeq, a predicted model, not a curated record